Molecule: messenger RNA, 8576 nt
Organism: Caenorhabditis elegans
Lineage: Eukaryota; Metazoa; Nematoda; Chromadorea; Rhabditida; Rhabditidae
Gene: hecd-1
Product: E3 ubiquitin-protein ligase
Exons: 22
Coding region: 113-8065 (2650 amino acids)
Biological process (GO): ubiquitin-dependent protein catabolic process; negative regulation of signal transduction; positive regulation of proteasomal ubiquitin-dependent protein catabolic process
Molecular function (GO): metal ion binding; ubiquitin protein ligase activity; ubiquitin-protein transferase activity
Source: RefSeq, marked reviewed
UUUCAGAAAUUGGGUAGAGCCACAUUUAACCUUCUUUCGAAUUCUUGGGAGAAACAUUUUUUAUAAGUAUAUGCUUCAAUAUUCGCUUCGCUUUUGAUUGGGAAAAAGGAAAAUGGACGGAAUAGAUCCGGAAACACUCCUCGAGUGGCUCCAAACGGGUAUUGGCGAUGAACGGGAUCUUCAAUUAAUGGCUCUUGAACAACUAUGCAUGCUUCUUCUGAUGGCUGACAAUAUUGAUCGAUGCUUCGAAUCAUGCCCACCACGAACAUUUAUUCCAGCACUAUGCAAAAUUUUCAUCGAUGAAACAGCACCUGAUAAUGUGCUCGAAGUAACUGCUCGCGCAAUCACUUAUUAUCUGGACGUGUCAAAUGAAUGCACUCGUCGCAUCACACAAGUCGACGGAGCCGUGAAGGCUAUCUGCACACGUCUUGCCGCUGCAGACAUUUCAGAUAGAUCAAGUAAAGAUCUGGCUGAACAAUGUGUCAAACUAUUGGAACAUGUGUGUCAACGUGAAACAAUGGCAGUCUAUGAUGCAGGAGGAAUAAAUGCAAUGCUCACUUUAGUUAGAGUACAUGGAACACAAGUUCACAAAGACACGAUGCAUUCAGCAAUGUCAGUAGUGACACGAUUAUGUGGUAAAAUGGAACCAACUGAUCCAGAAUUGGGAAAAUGUGCAGAAAGUCUUGGAGCUCUCCUUGAACAUGAAGACCCGAAGGUGUCGGAAAGUGCUCUCAGAUGUUUCGCCGCGCUUACUGAUCGCUUUGUUCGUAAAAUGAUGGAUCCAGCAGAGCUAGCAAUGCAUAGCAAUCUUGUCGAACAUUUGAUAUCAAUUAUGGUUGCUUCAAACGACGAAAACUCUCCGACCACUGCUUCUGCCAAUAUUCUCUCAAUUGUUCUUUCUUUGAUUGGAAAUUUGUGCCGAGGUUCCAGCCUUAUUACAGAAAAAGUGCUCACAUCGCCUAACAUGAUUACUGGCCUCAAAGCUACUCUUACAAACAAAGAAGAACGAGUGGUAACAGAUGGUCUUCGAUUUUGUGAUCUUCUUUUAGUUCUUCUUUGUGAAGGACGUAGUGCUCUUCCCCUCACUUCAGUAGUAUCAGGUGAUUAUGCAGCAGGUAGUGGAGCUGAACGUGUUCAUAGACAAUUGAUUGACGCCAUCAGACAGAAAGAUUUGACUGCUUUGGUGGAUGCCAUCGAAAGUGGACAGGUUGAUGUGAAUUUUGCUGAUGAUGUUGGACAAUCACUGACUAAUUGGGCGUCUGCGUUUGGCUCGAUCGAAAUGGUACAGUAUUUGUGUGAUAAGGGGUCCGAUGUCAAUAAGGGGCACAAGAGCAGUUCUUUGCACUAUGCUGCUUGUUUUGGACGGCCGGAUGUUGUGAAAUUGCUGCUUCAGCGUGGCGCCAAUCCUGAUCUACGAGACGAAGAUGGCAAGACAGCUUUGGACAAGGCACGAGAAAGAUCUGAUGAUGAUCACAAUCAAGUCGCCAACAUUCUUGAAUCGCCUAGCGCAUUCAUGAGAAAUAAAGAAGAUCCGAAGGUGAAAGCAUCAACGUCGAAACAGCCAGGUACUUCAACGAAACCUGAGCUUCCAAAUCCAAACCUUGUUCGCAAAGUUUUGCAUCAACUUCUUCCAAUAUUCUGUGAGAUAUUCCAAAAGUCUCUCAACGGAAGUGUUCGUCGCACAUCACUGUCUCUGAUGCGAAAAAUUGUGGAAAACAUUGGAGAUCUUCGUCAAAGCGCCGUGGGAGAUGGCAAUGCUCCAGCUGCACAGUCCGCACGAAAAAUGUCUACAGAUGUGUCUGCUGGUGCUGAAUCUUUGGUAGCUGUUGUCGUUUCUGUAAUGGAUCAAGAAGAUGAUCAUGAGGGUCACGAACAAGUGCUUCUUAUUCUGGAAUCUCUUUUGGAAAAAGAUGCCGAACUCUGGGUUAUUGAAUUGGUGCGACUUGGUGUGUUUGAACGUGUCGAGGCGAUGGCAAAAGAGCCACCAAAGGGAUUGGAGGAAGUUUUGAAUGCAAUUCAUUUGGAGGGAAGAUCUAGAGUUACACCCAUGGAAAUUGACUUUGAGAAUCAACCCUCGUCAUCAACAGCUGUUCCUACGGCGAACGACAUCAUGGAUACCACUGUUCCAUCUUCUUCUGGUGGAGCCGACGCUGAAUCAAACUCGAAUCCUUCUACAAUUGAGAUGGCUGAUCCAGAAUCAUCAACUCCUUCGUCAUCCACACAGCAAUCUAUUUCUAAACCAAAAGCAACAGCCAGUUCAACAGCAUCUUCAGCUAUUCUUCAAGUGGUAUCCAAAUUGAGUAGUGUUGCCAGUCUCGAUAAAUCAGCUGCCGCAGUUGAUAAGAAACCAACAAAGACAGUAUUGAGCCAGGGAACACCUUAUCGUUGGAAAGAAUGGCGUAUCGUACGCGGAACCACAUCUCUAUUCAUCUGGAGUGAUGUCCUGCUCAUUGAGUUACCAUUCCAAUCUAAUGGAUGGUUCCGUUAUUUAGCCGAUAAUGACUCACAUGUACAGUUCGUCACUGGUACUGCAAGUGUUGAUCAGCAAAUGACCGAGGAAGAAAAGGAUAAUUUCCAAAAAACCGAACGACGCGAAAUGGUUUCCCGUUGGAAUGCAGUAAAAGGAGUUUUCGAUGACGAUUGGUCUUCUGUUCCAAUUGCUGUUCUCGGAAUUCCCAGUAACGCUAAGAAGGUCAGUCAGAAGCUUGAAGUUCCGGCCUGGGAGCUAUGGUCCUCCAAAUCUUCUGAACUCCAAAUUAAAUCCAUUUCUUCAUCGGCACCAACAGGACAAGCGAACACUAUGCUGACAACAAUUAAAAUUCAGGACGAUGCUGGUGGUUUCCUUUUCGAAACUGGAACUGGACGAAAAACGAAUGUUAUGCCAGAGCAUGCAUUACCAUCGGAUUUCCAUACUGGAUGGAGUUCACACGGAGUAUCAACCCGAAAAAUGAAGUUCCGUCAAGAUAUUCAGAAGCGUAAAGUUCAAGAAUUGGCCUGGAAAUUGUGGAACGAUCAUCUGAAAGAGGCCCAUGCGAAGCCGAGAGAGGCACUUGUUAGAUUGGAGAAUGCAGCACGUACCAUAGAGAGCACUAUUCGACACGUUAAAGCUCAGAGCAACUUCAAACAUCGGAAUGUGAAGCAACCAAGAAUUGAAAGAGUACAAGAAUAUUGUGCUGCCAUCAGUACACUUCAUGAGUCAAUCGUUGAUGAUCGUCGUUUGUCUACAUUCGAAUUUUCUGUUUCGGGAAUUGUGCCUGCGCUUUUUGGCCUUUUAUCAAUGAUGGAAAAGUUUCCAGACAGUUUCCCAUCAAGGAUCUUCAAGGAACAAUUCUCAAAAGGAGAAGCACUUUCAUAUCUUGCACUGAAAAUAGUUGCUGUUUUGGAAGCGAAUGAAAAGUUCCCACAGCAUUUAUACGAUAGUCCUGGAGGUUCUUCCUUCGGCCUUCAACUUCUGUCUCGUCGUGUGCGCACAAAACUCGAAAUGCUUCCACGUGCUGAUGGAAAGGAGAAUAACGACGAAAAUCUUGUGAACAAGACAGGAAAGAUAGUAAAGUGCGAACCUCUUGCAUCUGUGGGAGCCAUCAGAGCGUAUCUUCAUAGAAUGGUUACUCGACAGUGGCAUGAUCGUGAACGAGCCAAUUAUAGAUAUGUCAAAGAGAUUCAAGAGUUGAAGACAAAAGGAAAAUCUAUUGAAUUGAGACAUGUUUCUGACUUUGAUGAGAAUGGUGUUAUUUAUUGGAUCGGAACAAAUGGAAGAGCUGCACCACUAUGGACAAAUCCAGCAACCGUAAAAGCAGUUAAAAUCACUUGUUCGGAUACUCGCCAACCAUUCGGUAAACCUGAAGAUCUUCUGUCACGUGAUCAAAAUCCUAUCAAUUGUCAUACUUCCGAUGAUAAAAAUGCUCAUUUCACAAUUGAUUUGGGUCUGUUCGUUGUUCCAACUUCUUAUUCUCUUCGUCACUCGCGUGGAUAUGGAAGAUCUGCUCUGCGUAAUUGGAUGCUUCAAGGAUCUGUUGAUGCAAAGCGAUGGGAAAAUGUGAUUGUUCACACUGACGAUAAAGGACUCGGAGAACCAGGAUCUACUGCUACUUGGCAUGUUGGUGAAAAGGGAACAACCGCAUUCAGAUUCUUCAGAAUUGCUCAAAACGGAAAGAACUCUUCGGGUCAAACACAUUACUUGUCUUGUUCCGGAUUCGAGAUUUACGGAGACAUCGUUGAUGUGGUAACAGAAGCCAUUUGCGAAGACCCACCGAAAAAGGAUUCACCAGCCGGUACGUCGUCAACUCCUGGAUCCUCAUCAUCAGCCGCAUUACCUCCACUCACAAAAGAACAAGUGCUUGAAAUGCUUCCAGCUCGUGAGAACAACAAUCGUCUUAAAUCAGGACUAUCGCUGGAGACUGUCACUUCAAUGCUGCAGAGGUCCCGUCAUCGUUCAAGAGGAUCGUACAAAAUAAGCGAGUCGAAGUCAAAAGUUGUACGUGGAAAAGACUGGAGAUGGGAAGAUCAGGAUGGCGGAGAAGGAAAAUUCGGUCGUAUCACUAGUCCGCCAGAAAGUGGCUGGGUUGAUGUGACAUGGGACAAUGGAAACGCCAAUUCAUAUCGAUUCGGAGCCAAUGGAAACUUCGACAUUGAGCGCGUUACCAGCACUGGACAUCGUUAUUCAACACCAUCGCUAGCUUCACAUGUUCCAACUUCGGUUAUGGAGGCAGUUCGACGAAAUCGUGCUUUCUACACUCCAAAAACAACUGGCGGUCCACCAUCAUCAUCCGUUUUUGGCACUUCAUCAUCAGCUGGAUCUUCUCGUGGAGCUGCUUCUGCUCUCUCGCGAUUUGCAUCAGUGAAAAACACUACUCCAGCUGGAACUCCAUCAUCGGGAGGAUCGUCUGGAGGUGCAAUCGGAAAGAAAUCAAUGUCAACCACAAAUCUCGUCGAUGAGCGACAGAAGACAUCUGGACCAUCCGUUGCUUCAACAGGUCAAGCAGCUUCUGCUGAAUCUCUUCAACAUCAAACUCCUUCUCUGGAGAAUCUUCUUGCAAGGGCCAUGCCACACGCAUUUGGACGUAUCGCAGAGAAUCAAGAACCCGAAGAUGAACCAAUGGGUGGAGAAGAGAGUGAUUCGGCUGCAAGCAUGAGAUCAGCAGCAUCGUCAAAUUCACAAAUGUCUAUGGGAUCAUCUUCUCAACAACAACAACAACAAGAUUCAGACAUGACUCCAAGGGACUCUGCGGGAACUCCUUCUACUCCUCGUGAUGAUAAGAACCAAACACUCUCCGUUUCUGCACCUGAUCUUGCUGCAGCACGGCAACGACAAGCUUCAGCCGAAACAGACGGAGACGCAGAUGCGGAUGAGACAAACUCUGAAGAUAAAACUGUUGGUGCUGAUGAUGCAAUGGAAGAAGACGACGAAGAGGAGGAAACAAUGGAGGACGAGGAAGAUGAUGAUGACGACGAUGAUGAUGAAAGCUCCAACGAAAACCAAGAAAAGCUAGUCGAAUUGCUAGGUGGAGAACGUGGCUUGUUUGAUAAACUUAAAGAAGUCAUCACCGGAGAAUCAUUAUCGGACGCUUCGUCGUCUGCCAAAGACGCUACCACCAAUGAAGCUCAGAAGAAGGGAGGCAAAAAACCUAAAAAGUGGUUCAAAAAGAUGUCCAGCUACACGGAUGUUCUUAAAGGUUUAAUGCAAAAUCGUUAUCCUGUCGCUCUUCUCGAUCCAGCUGCUGCCGGUAUUGAAAUGGAUGAAAUGAUGGAUGAUGAUGACUACUAUGAUUUCUCGGAAGAUGGUCCAGAUGAUGGUGAUUCAGUUGAAGAUGAAGUUGCUGCUCACCUUGGAAUGCCUGUUGACUCAUUUGCAUCAAUGGUUGCUGCCAGAACCCCAAUAACAUGGCGUCAAUUUUCUGAAUUAAUGAGUGGUUCUAAUCGCGAACGUGCUGCUAUGGCAAGAGCUGUAGCAUCGAGUCGAGGAUCCCCAUGGGAAGAUGAUGCAACUGUCAAGUGUACAUUCGAAGCCCUUAUUCCAGCAUUCGAUCCACGCCCAGGUCGUUCAAAUGUGAAUCAAACUUUAGAAGUCGAACUUCCAACCGUCGUAAAAGAUUUCGGUUCUACCAAGGCUUCUUCUUCAAAGAUUGACAAAGAUGAUCAAAUGCGCUUCUUCCUUCGUGGACCAAACAUGUCAGGUGUCGAUAAUGUGACCAUCGAGAUGAAUGAUGAUUCAGCAUCCCUGUUCCGAUACAUGCAAAUCAUUAACAACAGUGUCAAUUGGGCUACAAAAAGUGAUCGAUCUCGCCGGAUCUGGGAGCCUACGUACUCAAUCUGUUACUGCUCUGCCGAUCAAACAAAUGUCGAAGUCUCCAAAAUUCCUGAUGAGGAAAGUAGUACACCAUGUCAAGUAAAUCAAUGUCUUGAAACCAUCGGAUUGCUUUCAAGAAUUCAACAGGCAAUGCCAGAAGCAGAGAUAACUCCAAAUGUGUUUAUCAGUGAUAAACUGACGUUGAAAGUAACUCAAGUUCUCUCUGAUGCUCUCGUUGUCGCAGCACGUUCUCUUCCUGAAUGGUGCUCUCGUUUAGUCUAUAAAUAUCCAUGUCUGUUCACUGUGGAGACAAGAAACAUGUACAUGCAGGCUACUGCAUUCGGCGUGUCUCGUACAAUCGUGUGGCUCCAACAACGUCGUGAUGCUGCUGUCGAACGUGCCCGCGGAAGUGCUCAAGCUGGAAACAGUAGCGCUGCCCGGCAACAUGAUCGUUAUCACGAAUAUCGGGUAGGGCGUCUUCGCCAUGAACGAGUUAAAGUGACUCGAGCUGAAGAGACGCUUCUCGAUCAAGCGAUCCGAUUAAUGAAGUUCCAUGCUGAUCGUAAGGCGGUGCUAGAGAUCGAAUACACCAAUGAAGAAGGAACAGGAUUGGGACCAACUCUUGAGUUCUAUGCAUUGGUUGCUGCAGAGUUGCAACGAAAGUCAUUGGCGUUGUGGGUUUGUGAUGAUGAUGAUACACAUGCAUCAAAGAGUGGAGAAGAAAGAGAAGUCGAUCUCGGUGAAGGAAAGAAGCCAAUUGGAUACUACGUUCGUCGCGUUGGUGGUCUCUUCCCAGCACCACUUCCACCAGGAACCGAUGAAACAAAGAGAGCAGCAGAUAUGUUCCGUGUUCUCGGAGUAUUUCUUGCUAAAGUUCUUCUCGAUGGUCGUCUUGUUGAUCUACCACUAUCCCGUCCAUUCCUCAAGUUACUCGUCCAUCCUCAGAUUGGAGAUGAUGCUCGUGGACCAAACUUGCACAAGAUUCUCAGCCUAGACGAUUUCGAAGAAGUGAAUCCAGUAAAAGGAAGUUUCCUUAAAGAGUUGCGAGCUCUUGCUCAGCGUAAGCGACUGAUCGAGAACGACACGAGCAUCGAUUCGAAUUCCAAGAGAAGAAAAAUUGCGGAGCUCAAGUUACACAUUAAGGGAUCCACAUGCAGAGUUGAAGAUCUUGCACUUAAUUUCACUGUCAAUCCGCCAUCAAAAGUGUUCCAAUAUGCCGAAAUGGAGUUGGUUGACGGUGGAUCCGACAUCGAUGUUACAAUCGACAACGUGGAGCAAUAUGUGGAGAAAUGUGAAGAAUUCUAUUUGAACACAGGAAUAGCCUACCAGAUGCGUGCUUUCCGUGAUGGAUUCGAUCGCGUUUUUCCACUUAGAACUCUCAGAGCAUACUCUCCAGAAGAAGUUCAGCGUCUUUUGUCCGGUGAACAGUGCCCAGAAUGGUCUCGGGACGAUAUUCUAAAUUAUACGGAGCCAAAACUUGGAUACACUCGAGAAUCUCCUGGUUUCUUGAGAUUUGUCGAUGUAAUGGAAGCAUUGACAGCUCAAGAACGAAAGAAUUUCCUUCAAUUCGCCACAGGAUGUUCGAGCUUGCCACCAGGUGGUCUUGCUAAUCUUCAUCCAAGGUUGACAAUUGUGCGAAAAGUGGAAAGUGGAGACGGCAGCUAUCCAUCGGUUAAUACAUGUGUGCAUUAUCUCAAACUCCCGGAGUACUCCUCGUCUGCAAUCCUCCGCGAACGGCUUCUCACGGCAAUCAACGAGAAAGGAUUCCAUUUGAAUUAAAUUCUUGAUAACCUUAUCACUAUAUCAAUUCAAUUGCUAUUUUUGUACAAAUAGGUUUUUAGUGCUCUUGAUCCAACUUUUCUCUUUCCCUUCUUUCUCCUCAUCUCAUCUCCAACAUUUCUUUUUCCACCACUUCCUGCGUUGUGUUUUUCUCUUGUCUUUAACUAUUUGUUCAAUACUUUUUUCGGGACUUAUUAUCCAAAUCGUUUGCAAUUUUCUCAAUUAUUGGUAGAGAAUUAUUGUACGGUCGUGGCGCCUUCAUACUCCUCUACAGUAUUCCUUGGCCCCGUAAAAUCUAGCAUUUUUACACGAACGUCAAUACCCAACUUGUUUCAGCUAUUUUCGCUGAAAUUUCUUUUUACAAUUACAUUUCAAUUGGUACCCCUUCUUCCCCUCCCCCACCCCCUCCUCAAAUUAUUGGUUUAUUUGCCCCUCGCUGUUUCUCCUCUCCGGAAAACUGUUCCUUGUUUUAGUAUAUUUUUUGGCGAAAAUAAAGAAUGAAAUUGUGAAU